AUGACGGCGGACGAGAGAUUUCAGGUGGUUCGUGCCAGCAAGCGCUGUUUCAGAUGCCUCGGCGAGGGUCACUGGGCUCACCAAUGUCGCAAGAAGUCGCUGUGCGGGAAGGAUGGCUGCCGCGGGCGGCAUCACAGUCUGCUCCAUUCACCGGCAUCGGCGGUGAGCGAGCUGGAAGAAGUGGGCGUGGAAGACCCGCGCAGGGUGCUCGCUACCAAUUCAGCGCCUGUGAGCAGCCGCGUGUCAACACUGCUUCAGGUCGUGCCGGUACGGGUGCAUGGAGAUGAUGGCGCGUAUGUUGACACAUGCGCUCUCUUGGACUCCGGCGCCGACACCUCUCUCUGCACAGAAGACGUGCUGCGGCGAUUGGGGAUUACCGGUGAGCCAGAAGAGCUGCGUCUCAACAAUGUGGAAGAAACUGGCGAGAAACGGAUGUCUGUUCGGACCACACUCACGGUUUCACCAGUUGCUGCGGCUGACGGAGAAGAGCGCCUGACGGUGCCAGAAGUUUUUUCCGUCAAGAAACUCAACUUGCGUCCGCAGAGGAUCGACUGGAGGGAAAAGCACAACUGGAAGCAUCUGGCAGGGAUCUCGAUCCCGGACACAAAUGGCCGGCCCGUGGAGCUGUUGCUCGGUGCGAAUGUGUUGGAGGCCAUGCUGCAGAAGGAGGUGCGUGUCGGCCCACCAGGCCAGCCGACGGCCAUAAGAACGCACCUUGGCUGGUGUUUGACGGGAAAUGUGCAGCAGCUGCUACUGGUCGGUGCUCGAGAGGUUCUCCACAUUCGGACCGAGCGUUCAGAUCGGGACUCGCUGUCAGAGAUGAUGGAAGACUGGUGGUCAACUGAAGCAUACGGGACUAGAUUUGACUUCAAGGCUCCCCGUUCGGCCGAUGAUCUGGAGGCUGAACGGAUACUGGAAGGAACGACCCGUUGGAGAGGUGACCGUUAUGAGACCGGGCUGCUGUGGCGCUCUGACGGUAUCAUCUUGCCAGAUAACUAUGGAAUGGCACUGCGUCGGCUAGAGAACACAGAGAGAGGACUGAAGAGAGCGCCAGAAAAGGCUGACGCCUAUCAGAAGGUCAUGCAGGAGUACAUAGAAAAGGGCUACGCGCGGAAACUGUCUGAAGAGGAGCGGCGUCAGUCUCACGAUCGAUGCUGGCAUCUCCCUCACCAUGCCGUCACGAGCCAGAACAAACCAGGGAAGAUCAGAGUCGUCUUCGAUGCCGCGGCUAAGUACGGUGGCACCUCUCUGAACGAAAACCUGCUCACAGGGCCAGACUACCUGCUAACCAUCCCAGGGGUACUCAUGAGAUUCCGACAGGAACCAGUGGCCUUGAAUGCAGAUAUCGAGAAGAUGUUCCUACAAGUGGCAGUGAGGGCAGAGGACCAGCCGGCGCUGAGGUUCCUCUGGCGAGGUCUGGAGGUGCACCGACCCCCAGACAUUUAUCAGAUGGAUCGGGUGAUUUUUGGUGCGCGCUCGUCUCCAGCCUCAGCCAGCUAUGUGCUGAACAAGACAGCAGAGGAGAAGUGUUCUGAAUCAGCGGCAGGCCUAGCCGCAGCGGCCACCGUCCGAGGCAACUUCUACAUGGAUGAUCUGGCGACGUCAGGGAAGGACAUCUGGGCAGCGAAGGAAAUGGUUUCUGAAGUAUCAGCGCUGGUCUCUAAAGGCGGAUUCUGCCUCCGGAAGUGGCUGAGUAACAGCAGAGAGGUGCUGGCCGGGAUCCCGACGGACGACCGGGUGUCAAGUGCGACUGACUUGCGAGGGCCGCUGCCGACGGAGAAGGUGCUGGGCGUCAUGUGGGACGCAGAGCGAGACAAGCUGUCUGUAAGCCAGCCGCCAAUAGUUACUGAAGAUGCAGAGACAAAACGCUCAGUUUUACGUGUGGUGGCUUCGAUCUAUGAUCCCAUUGGCCUGCUCUCUCCAUUCACGCUGCUGGCGAAGCUGCUCCUUCAAGACCUCUGGUCUGUUCAGCGUGACUGGGACGAGCAGCUCGACGCAGAUGAAUAUCGGCGAUGGACUGCAUGGCUCACCGAACUGUCACGAGUCUCAGCGGUCACGGUGCCAAGAUGGUACGGAAGACUAGAAGAAAGGCCACGUCAGACACAGCUCCACGUGUUCGGUGAUGCCUCGGAAAGGGCAUUUGGUGCGGUAGCAUUCCUUCGAACAGUGUACCCAGAUGGAAUGGUGCAUUGCUCCUUGGUUAUGAGCAGAUGCCGGGUCGCCCCCCUGAAGAAACUCUCCAUUGUGAGACUGGAGACACAGGCGGCUGUCAUGGCUGUACGGCUGGCCUGCUGUGUGAGACAAGAGCUCACACUGGACAUCCACGAGACAAUUUACUGGAGCGAUAGCCGAGUCGUGCUUGGCUACAUUUUCAACACCAGCCGGCGAUUCCACACAUUUAUUGCGAAUCGUGUCGCAGAGAUCCGGAGUGUUUCCGAACCGUCCCAGUGGCGAUUCGUACCCGGAGAAGAAAACCCAGCCGAUGACUGCACUCGUGGACUGGUGGCAUCCGAGAUGACUGAAGACUGCCGCUGGAUCCAUGGGCCCGACUUCCUAUGGCAGCCUGAGAAGAUGUGGCCGGAGGAUCCUCUACCACGGUCAGUCGCAGAAGAAGAUCCUGAGGUGAAGACGGUUCUGAGCGUGAGUUAUGGGAGCGAGACAACGUCUGAAGUGUUACCGGACCCCAGCCGCUUCUCUAGUUGGAACCGGUACCGGCGCACGGUGGGUUGGAUGCUCCGAUUCUGCAAGAAUCUGGCGGCCGCACGCACGACUAGUAGGCGCGGCUCCGGCCCCCUGUCGACACCUGAGCUCCGAGAAGCAGAUGCCGCUAUCAUUCGCCUGCUGCAACGCAAGGAAUUUGGUCGGGAGUUGGCUGCGCUGAGAAGAGGAGCUCCCAUAGACAGCAGCAGUAGCCUACUGCCUCUGUCUCCGCAGCUGGGUCAAGAUGGCCUGCUACGUGUCGGAGGCCGCCUGGACCGUGCUCCGCUAUCAGAGACGGCGUGCCAUCCACUCAUCUUACCAAGAGAAGCCGGUGUGACGUCACUGCUGAUCGCAGCCACUCACGAGCGGCUGAUGCACGCCGGGACAGAUCACGUCCUGAACGAGCUCCGUCAGCAAUACUGGAUCCCGAGGGCAAGACAAACAGUGAAGAAGGUCGUGCGCGCCUGCGUAGUCUGUCGCCGUCGACGGGCCAAGCCAUGCCAGCCGCUCAUGGCCGAUCUCCCGGACUCGAGAUUUGACACCCGUCGCAGUUUCAGCUCAGUUGGGAUUGACUUCUUCGGGCCUCUGGUCACCAGGUCGGGUCGGCGCAGCAUGCAGCAGAAGAGAUACUGUCUGCUGAUAACAUGUCUAACUACCCGAGCCGUCCAUCUCGAAGUAGCAGAGUCUCUAUCUACGGACAGCUUCCUCAUGGCACUUCGGAGGUUCAUCGCGAGGAGAGGCAAGCCUGAAGUGAUCUACAGCGACAACGGCACGAAUCUGCGAGCUGGCGAGAGAGAGCUCCGCCGGCUGAUCCACGAGUGGAACCAACAAGACAUCAGCGACCAACUGUCUCAGGCUGACAUCAUCUGGCGCUUCAAUCCGCCGGGGGCAGCGGACAUGGGCGGCAUCUGGGAGAGGAUGAUAGGAACGGUGAAGAGGGCACUCCGCACCGUUCUCGGAAGGCUGAUUAUCACUGACGAAGUCCUACACACUGUCAUCACGGAGGCUGAAGCCGUGGUGAACAGCCGACCGCUGACCUACGUGUCCUCUGAGGAUGAUGGCCUGGAGGCGCUCACACCCAACCACCUGCUGCUGGGAUACCGGACCGUCUGUCUUCCACCGGGUGUCUUCAGCGACAGAGACACGUCCAGCCGGCGGCUCUGGCGUCAGACACAGGCGCUGGCGGAUCAGUUCUGGGCCCGCUGGUUGAGAGAGUAUGUACCCAGUCUGAUCUGCCGCCAGAAGUGGACUCGUGAGACAAGAAAUCUGGCCCGUGGAGACCUGGUCCUACUGGUGGAGGAGAACAUGCCACGCGGUCGGUGGCCACUCGGUCGCGUAGUGGAGGUGAUGCCAGGUCCGGACGGUCGUGUGCGCUCUGCCCGCGUGCGGGUUCACGGCGGUGAAGUGCACCGCCCGGUGCGACGGAUCUGUGUGCUGGAGGAGGACACUGUCUGA
Messenger RNA from Amphibalanus amphitrite, 4155 nucleotides. RefSeq lists its product as uncharacterized. The record is from RefSeq and is a predicted model, not a curated record. Gene Ontology annotation, molecular function: zinc ion binding; nucleic acid binding. NCBI's taxonomy places the organism in Eukaryota, Metazoa, Arthropoda, Thecostraca, Balanomorpha, Balanidae. The transcript has a single exon. Gene Ontology annotation, biological process: DNA integration. The coding region runs from base 1 to 4155 and encodes 1384 amino acids.